AUGUCUUCUUGGGGAGAUACAGCAUUUGGGACAUAUACACGUCCCGUGUCUCUGCUCUUUGGCAUGGAGGUCUCACCUCUUGUUUCUCGGCUCACGUCAUCGAUAGAAGCUAUGGUGGUGGAUGACAGGGCCGUUGCAGCGGUCGAAGCCCCUUCGAUCCCGGUGUUCGCUGGCGUCGGUGAUGGAUCGACUCCUGGAGACUGGGACGUUCGAGACUUGACUCCGAUCGACGUGGGCGGCGAGACGGCGCUGGCGGCCCCGGACAUCGACGAGAAUUUUGUGUGGCCAACCUCACCACGCCAGCUGGUGUCUUUGCCGGACGUAUCAUCAGAUGUUCAGUACGGUGUCGGGUGCAAUGAGCUCCCACCCAUUGAUAUCUGUCUGGUAGGUUUUGCUGAGCCUACCAAGGAUCUCAAUGCUGUGCCAGAGACCUCUAGUAUCUCACAAAACAUACUUGCCCAUAGCAGAAUGCUACUCACCUGUCUUCCUCUCUGA
This is a messenger RNA of Sparassis crispa, 495 nucleotides long. RefSeq lists its product as hypothetical. The record is from RefSeq and is a predicted model, not a curated record. The transcript has 5 exons. NCBI's taxonomy places the organism in Eukaryota, Fungi, Basidiomycota, Agaricomycetes, Polyporales, Sparassidaceae. The coding region runs from base 1 to 495 and encodes 164 amino acids.